AUCGGGAGCAAGGUCUACCAUGCGGUCUUGGACACGGCCCACGCGGUGGUCGGGGCGGUGCAAUGGGUGUUUGACAAGGUCAAGACCGGCAUCCAGAAGUUGAUCCAGUUCGUGGAGAUGCUGUUCCAGUGGGAUGAUAUCCGCCGGUGCAAGGAUGUCAUGCACAACACCAUCAAGCUCUACCUGCAGAACGAGGUCGAGUACAUCCGCACGGCCCGAGAUUUCCUGGAUCGGGAGAUCGGGAAGGCCCAGCAGAGUCUGAAUCAGUGGAGUGGGAUCACCGACUGGUCGGGUCUGGGGGAUGCAUCGAGUAAGGCCGUCGCGGCCAGUGCCUCCAAUCCUCACAAGGAUCAGACCUCCGCCUCGAAAUUCCUCGCCAAUCACUAUCAGAACAACGCGAGCCAGAUGACCGUGGUCGGGGACCACCCGACCAUGGACGCCGUCGAGCAGUUACUCACGGACCUGAUCCAGGCCAUCGCCCGGGAAGGACACGUGCUGGAGGGGGUGUACAAGGAACUCGUGCAGCUGGCCCACGACUUCAGCAGCUUGAGCGUGGAGGCCAUCCUGCGCCGGGUGGUUGGCAUCCUGGCCGACGGGGUCUUGUCCAGCGUGCAGGUGGUGGUUGACGCGGUGCUGAAUCUCCUGUACGAUGUGGCCGAGGUCGCCAUCGCCCUGGUCGACACCAAGAUCCACAUCCCGGUGAUCCCGGACAUCUCCCUGCUCGACCUGCUAUGCUGGAUCGCCGCCGUCUCCUUCACCGUCAUCUACAAGGUGGCGUACCAACACGCGCCGUUCCCAGCCCACGACCCGGCCGUCCAGACCAUCCUGUCCGCCAGCCACUGGGAAACCGUCGCAGAGGACUUCAAGCGAUCCGAACACUCGCUCAAGCGGCCCACCUUCCAGGGCUUCCACGGGACGAGCGGGCUGAUGGCCCUGAUUGGGAACCCGCUGAAUGAGAUCGACGCCAUGUCCGAGGCCGGCAGCGGCGGCUUCCUCUCCAAGGCGACCUCCGUCUUCAAGGUGGUGGUCAGCGUGUCGCAGACGGUGGCGGACCAGCUCGUGCCCCAGGACCCGCUGCAGGACGGGUCCAUCAAGACGAUCUCCCACGUCACCUCGGCGCUGGGCCUGCUCUGCUCGCUGUACUUCUCGGGGCUGGGCCAGAAGGCCGUCGGCAAGAUCGGGGUGGGCUCGAUGAGCGCCAAGAGCACGCGCGGCGUCGGCGCCCUCGUCGGCGUCAUGCUGAUCCCCUUCAAGCUCGUCACCUCCGGAUUACAUUUCUACGAGCUCAGUCAGGAUGGCGCGGGGGAUAUGCGCUCCGCGGCGAUCAUCGGGGAGGUGUCCAACCUCACCUCCUAUGCUUCGCGGAUCGCCUACGCGGUGGUGGUGAAUGACGAGGACCCGGAGACCCGCGCGGUCGCGGUCACAGUCAAGGCGUUCUGCGAUCAGGCCUAUGCCGGGCUGCAGGUUGCGGAGACGGCGGUUGGAUAUCUAUGA
This is a messenger RNA of Aspergillus brunneoviolaceus CBS 621.78, 1494 nucleotides long. RefSeq lists its product as uncharacterized. The annotation marks the transcript as partial. The transcript has a single exon. The record is from RefSeq and is a predicted model, not a curated record. NCBI's taxonomy places the organism in Eukaryota, Fungi, Ascomycota, Eurotiomycetes, Eurotiales, Aspergillaceae.